GCGUCCUGUCGGCACGCGCAGAAAGCACGGAGCAGCUGCAGCGGCGAGAAGGAGCGCGGCGCUUUUCCAAACCGCAUCAUAUUCACUCUUUCCACUCAAGUAACGUCUUCAAACCGAGACAUUCGUUUAAAGAGAAAAUGGUGGACCGCGAGCAGCUGGUUCAGAAAGCCAGGUUGGCUGAACAGGCUGAGAGAUAUGACGAUAUGGCAGCUGCCAUGAAAUCGGUGACCGAGCUAAACGAAGCCCUGUCCAAUGAAGAGCGCAACCUGCUCUCGGUGGCCUACAAGAACGUAGUGGGUGCACGGCGCUCGUCAUGGCGUGUCGUCUCCAGCAUUGAGCAGAAGACUUCAGCCGAUGGCAACGAGAAGAAGAUUGAGAUGGUGCGUGCCUAUCGUGAGAAGAUCGAGAAGGAGCUAGAAGCUGUUUGCCAGGAUGUGCUGAACCUGCUGGACAACUUUUUGAUCAAGAACUGCAGCGAGGCACAGCACGAGAGUAAGGUCUUCUACCUGAAGAUGAAGGGCGACUACUACCGCUACCUGGCUGAAGUAGCUACCGGGGAGAAGCGUGCCGCCGUAGUCGAGUCGUCCGAGAAGGCAUACAGCGAGGCACAUGAGAUCAGCAAGGAGCACAUGCAACCCACGCACCCCAUCCGUCUCGGCUUGGCGCUCAACUACUCCGUGUUCUACUACGAGAUCCAGAACGCACCCGAGCAGGCAUGCCAUCUGGCCAAAACGGCUUUCGACGACGCCAUCGCCGAGUUGGACACGCUCAACGAGGACUCCUACAAAGACUCAACCCUCAUCAUGCAGCUGCUGCGAGACAACUUGACACUCUGGACAAGCGACCAGCAGGACGACGAAGGCGGCGAGGGCAACAAUUAAAAACAGCAAGGAAGACGGAGAGGCAGAAGAGGUGAAGACCCUCAAGAAUUACCCGUUUCCUAGCUGUAACACACAAGAAAACACGCCUGCUCACAAAAUAAACGAAAAUAUAAAAAGAAAAAUUUAAGCGUAAGUGAAAACAUUUUACGAAAAAGGGGGCCUGGUGGAACGCUGGCAGUCAUGUUCACAUUACGGUACAAGCGCAAAUGUUUUCUUUGAUUUUCGGAAAAUUAAAAGGAUAAAUAUAAUAGUGAGGAAAAAAAUCUGAAAAGAAACCUUAAGAUUAAGAAGAGAGAUGAAAGUUAAAAUCAACACAAAGUUUAAAAACACUUCUUCGUCUUCGGUUUACCUCCGCAACAUUCGCCAAAACAGUACUUUGAGGAAUAACGUCAGAAAGUCAGUAAGUUCAAGAUGACUAGGGUUGAGACACACCAACAACACUGGCGUAGGGACUGUUCUUGUAGUGAAACAUGUUGUCAAGCUGCUUAUUUGUUAAGUGUGUAGUAAGGGUUUAGGAACUGUCAGGGGAAGACAUGUUAAAGCUUGAGCAAGAAAAAAAAUAGACAAAAAAACAAUACAUGAAGUAAAAAAAAAAACUUGAAUGUCAUAGCCUUGCAAAAGUAAGAGUUUGCAAACAGGCUCCUGAGGGUGUGAAAGGAUGUUUUUCUUUUUUUUUUUUGUUUCACAUAUUGGUGGAUACUGAUGUGCGCUAAACAGUCAGUCAGCCUUUACUUUACAGCCGACAUGGCGAUUCAGAAACGCUCCGUAUAUUCCAAUUCAAGCAUCACUGUGGUUACAGGCUGCAGCUUUGUGAUCAAGGAACAGUAGUUUAGGGAUAAAGUAACCAAGUCUGGUUGUCUAACCAUUAAAUACAACACUGUUUCCAUUGAUAGCUAAAACAAAUCGUCGUCCUUUCAGUAAAAAACUCUUCUUAUUAUCAUUAUUAUUAUUAUUGAUAUAGUCUGGAUAUUAUAGGUGUCAAGGGUGACCUGCACUAUAAACAAAAAACAGCUUUUAUUCAAUAUCAUUACAAUGUAGUACCAAAAACCACACUAUAUUAUAUAUAUUUAAAUAUAAUCUAACUUGUAAUGAUGCUACCCUAAAAUACAAACUGUCCUAGAAAAAUAAUCUAGAAAAAAAAUCCCUGCGCUUUAAUUCUGAAAACGCGAAUACUUUAAAGCAAUCCUUAAUCACUUGGAUCCCUGUCACGAUACACUGAAUGGAAUCAACUGGAACCAUUUGCUGUUUUUCCUUUGUCUAUGGACUGAAAGUACAGUUAGAGACAGAGCACUGGCAAUGUCAAAAACAGGAGAUGAUCUUAAAGCAGCUUUGAGGUUUGUGGUAUUCUUUUAUUCCUUUUUUUUAUUUUUUUUUAUUUACUUUUUUAAUUUAAAAAAAAUGCACUUGCCUAUUAUACUGUUUCUCAGUGUAAGAUGAUUACUGCUCCAAUAUUCUUGAUAAUACAAUAUUGUGCAUGCUGGUGAUGUAUUUAUAUACAGUAGCUUGACUUUAUUAACUUAAAAAAAAAACUGUAGAUGUUAUGUAUUCAUAGGAACAAGAAACGACUAGACUUCAAUUUGAUGAUCAUUUUCUAUUUAUUAAUUUAUAUUGGAUUGUUUAAAUCGAUUAUGAUUUUUUUUCCAUUGAUUUAUUUUUUUUUCUUUUCUUGCUGAAGUAAUGCGACACCAUUUAUGGGUGAACCAUAAACUUAUGCUAUAGUGACAUGCAAUUCUUGUUUUGGGGUUUUAUUAUACAAAGACUUGGAAAGACAAAAAAAGACAAAAAAAAAAAAAAAAAAAAAAGGACAGAAACACCACUGUUAGCUUAACACACUCUGUCCGGUGUUUUGUUUUGUGGCUAAAAUCAAAGAUCACAUUGUAAAACUGUUCCUACGAUGGCUUUUCCUUUUGUGCUUUUCUCUGUCACAUUAUACAGUAAGAUGUUUAAAAAAAACAAACAAAAAAAAACAGUGUUUAUCAGUUCUUCAGAAAACUGCAUUUCUGUAAGAAGUUCACUCACGGACCAUGAUUUCCUCUUUCUGUCUAUUUUUUACUUUUAUCUGUCUCUCCUGAUAUCGUAAAUGUGAGUCAUGUAGCGGAUGCACACGAGAAAAAUAACAAUAAUAAUAAUGAUGAUAAUAAAAAUGAAUUAAAACAUCA
Tachysurus vachellii is the source of this 3040-nucleotide messenger RNA. RefSeq names its product 3-monooxygenase/tryptophan 5-monooxygenase activation protein, gamma polypeptide 1 (gene ywhag1). The record is from RefSeq and is a predicted model, not a curated record. Gene Ontology annotation, biological process: signal transduction. Gene Ontology annotation, molecular function: protein kinase C binding. The transcript has 2 exons. NCBI's taxonomy places the organism in Eukaryota, Metazoa, Chordata, Actinopteri, Siluriformes, Bagridae. Gene Ontology annotation, cellular component: cytoplasm. The coding region runs from base 138 to 881 and encodes 247 amino acids.